Messenger RNA from Acanthochromis polyacanthus (spiny chromis), 1881 nucleotides. RefSeq names its product SH3 domain binding kinase family, member 3 (gene sbk3). NCBI's taxonomy places the organism in Eukaryota, Metazoa, Chordata, Actinopteri, Pomacentridae. Gene Ontology annotation, biological process: peptidyl-threonine phosphorylation; peptidyl-serine phosphorylation. Bases 624 to 1685 code for a protein of 353 amino acids. The record is from RefSeq and is a predicted model, not a curated record. Gene Ontology annotation, molecular function: protein serine/threonine kinase activity; ATP binding. The transcript has 4 exons.
UUAUUCUAUUUUGAUUUUUUUUAACUAGUUUUAAUUUAAUUUUAUAAUAUCAGCUUCAUAAGACUUUCACUACUCUGUGUUUCUGUUGUGUUUCUACUAACACAAAAUUGCUGACUGCUGACUAAAGCGUCUCCAGACGUCGCUGAAGGACCGCUGAGGAGGAAAAGAGCAGCGGAGCCAAACGAUCAGAGGCUGCAGCUCUAAUCCCGUCCAGAUUCAGGGAUCAGGGCUACAGCUCGUUGGACGAUUCCUGACAUUCCUGCAUAGCUGCUGAUUAAAGGAGGAAUCCUGGAGGAGGAGGAGGAGGAGGAGGAGGAGCCGGGCAGCGACGGGUUAACGUGGUGGGAUGGAAACGCUGGGAUGUGACCAGGAGGAGGGUUCAAAUACCUCCUGGCUGGAUCUGCCAACAGAACAGUUGCAGAGAAAACAGUCAGUCUGGAUCAGAGCAGAUGAAGCUGCUGCAGGAGGAACAACUCAGAUAUAUAUCAUAGAUUAUUGAUUAUUAAUUAUAGAUUAAUAAUUAUCAGUUUAGAGCUGCAGAAUCUGGACGGCAGAUCCUCAGGAAGCAGGUCUGAUUGGAUGCUGAAGACGAACUGAGCAGAAAUCCUCCAGCAGAGCUCAACAUGGCAGCUUCAGCGGCCCAGGACCUGGACGAGCGCUGCUUCCUGUCGGCCCAGUCCAUGCCCAGCCUGAAGGUGUCCCAACACUUCCAGGUGCUGAAGCUGCUGGGUGAAGGCUCCUAUGGGAAGGUGAUGCUGGCCGUCCACAGGAAGAGAGGAACGCCGAUGGCUCUGAAGUUCUUUCCUCGCCAGUCGACCUCUCUGACCUCCUUCCUCCGUGAAUACAACCUCUCUCUGUCCUUCUGCACUCAUCCUUCUCUAACCCGAGCUCUCGGCAUCUUCUUCUCCACGCCGACCUACUACGUGUUCGCUCAGCAGGCCGGGCUCUACGGAGACCUGUACGGCGUCGUCGUGUCCGAGGUGGGGCUGGACGAGGACCGGGUCCAGAGGGUGAUGUCUCAGCUCAGCGGCGCCGUCUCCCACCUCCACUCUCUGGGCUUCGUCCACCGGGACAUCAAACCGGAGAACGUCUUCCUGUGCGACGCCUCCUGCCGCUGGGUGAAGCUGGGGGACUUCGGCCUGACCCGGGCCGUCGGCACCACGGUCCGGGCCGUCUGGUACGAGUCGCCCUUCUGCACCCCGGAGGUGGAGACGGCCAAGGACGAGGAGGCGGAGGACACGUGGAUCACGGUGGAGACCAGCAUGGACAGCUGGGCCCUGGGGGUUCUGGUCUACUGCCUGCUGACCGGAUGCUUCCCCUGGGAGGAGAGCACCAGCAGCGACCGCAUGUACUGCAGAUACAGGGACUGGUUCUACCGGGAGCAGGACGUCCAGGAGGACCAGGAGCAGGACCAGGAGCAGGACGUGAGGAACAACCCUCCUCCCUCCCAGUUUGAAGGCCUCAGCCCUCUGGUCCUCACCCUGCUGAAGGAGCUCCUCCACCCAGAACCCAAACUCAGAGGACGUCCAGAGGAGGUCCUGAGCUACCUGGGAGGUCCGUGGCUGAUGGAGACGGAGCUGGAGGAGAGGAGGAGGGCCGAGGAGGCCGAGAAGGAGGCCCAGAAGAUGAGGGAGAGAGGAGGAGUGGAGGAGGAGGUGCUGAGGGAGGGCCGAGGAGAGCGAUGAUCUGGAUCAGCAGAACUCUAGAACCCACGAUUCAAGGUGCUGAACUCUCAUAUUUUACCAAUAUUUCCAUCGUUGUACAUAUUUCUGAGUGAGCGUGUUUUAAAGCCUAAAUAAUAAACAAUAAAAGAGAAGCGUGAUCAACCAGCUGUGUUCUAAUGAAGACAGAAAUCUGAAUAAAAUGCUGUGUUUACUUUAA